This is a messenger RNA of Clupea harengus (Atlantic herring), 802 nucleotides long. RefSeq names its product ras association domain-containing protein 2-like (gene rassf2a). The record is from RefSeq and is a predicted model, not a curated record. Gene Ontology annotation, biological process: signal transduction; positive regulation of JNK cascade; positive regulation of protein kinase activity. The transcript has 4 exons. The coding region runs from base 353 to 688 and encodes 111 amino acids. Lineage: Eukaryota; Metazoa; Chordata; Actinopteri; Clupeiformes; Clupeidae. Gene Ontology annotation, cellular component: cytoplasm; nucleus.
GCUCACGCCUCCCCCUAGAGCGCCGAUUGUUUCCGAAGCGUGCACAACGGACCAGGCCGAGAGCGAGGAGACGCGUAUGGAGCGCACGGGUUUGGAAUACUGUAUAUUCUACACACAGCGUGAUUUUGCACGACAUUUUGAAGACGGUGGGUACAUAGCCUACGUUGAUGUUUCGUAGUGGGACUGAAUACAUGUAAGACAUUUCCAGCCUCCUUCCUCAUCUACCUGGAUCCAGUGUGGGGGAUACAGAUUGGCAUCAACAACAAAAGUCAAGCGUGGUUCAUCCUCAACCCCCCUGUUUCUCCCCCCCCCCCUCUACCGGCCUGGUCCAUGAGGUGCUGGAUGAAGUAGAAUGGAUGACAGCCAGAAUGGCGUGCAGGUCGGAGAGAACAAGUUCAUCAGCAAGAGAACCAUUUUAUCCCAUCUGAAGACCUACAACCUCUACUAUGAGGGAAAGACUCUCCAGCUCAGACACCGAGAGGAGGAGGGAGAGCUGAUCGUGGAGGGUUUGCUCAACAUUUCCUGGGGCCUGAAGCGACCAAUCAGACUGCAGAUGCAGGAUGACCACGAACGAAUCAGACCUCCUCCGUCCUCCACUUCCUGGCACUCGGGCUGUAACCUGGAUGCGCAGAGGUCAGAGUUCAUGCAUGACCUCAUCAAACAGCGCCAGCACUGCCGCCGUUACUAAAUGCGGACACACUGUCACAGACACCCAGUCUCCUGUCAUGCUCAUAAGCUCAUAGCACAGAUCCGGUAGCUUCCUCUCAGUGUGAAUGAGGCUAUUGUGUUGCGCUUAAUUCCA